This is a messenger RNA of Schistosoma bovis, 402 nucleotides long. Lineage: Eukaryota; Metazoa; Platyhelminthes; Trematoda; Strigeidida; Schistosomatidae. The record is from the annotation of a GenBank genome assembly.
AUGUCUGAAGAGAAUAAUCAUAAUAAAUCAAUCAUUGAUACAAAAAUGAGAACAGAUAAACGUAUGAAAGGAAUGCACCGUAAACAAAUGAAAGAGAAACUGCAGAAACAUUUGAAAAUAAAAGAUGAAAAAGAUAAACAAUUCUUAAAUGAUGCCGUUAAAUCAACUAAUAAUCGAUUGAAAUUGAUGAAGAAACGUUUUAUUGAAAACUUAACAACAGAAAUGAAUUAUAUAAUAGCGAAUCAACUGAAUGCAAUGGCAUCAUUAAGAGUUAAAGCUAUUUUUAUGAUUGGUUUACAUGAUAAAAUGAUACAAAAAAUAAGAAAAUCAAUUGAUCAAAAUUAUAAAAUUGAAAAGAUCUUAACAAAAGAUUAUGAUCAAACAAUAAUACGUAGACUAUGA